AAGCUAAUUUUAAACUAUCGAAUUAUUAAGGUACGGAAAAAGUCAAUUUAGUGAAGGUAAUUGAUAAAACUAUAUCGUUUUAUUCUUCUCCAGAAACAUUGACAGACUGUGUAUUAGCUGAGCGUCUCGGCUCAACGGUGAUAACAUGUCCAAGACUGUUCGAAAUACAUCAAUUGUCAGAGACGGAAUUGUUGCUUACUAAAGUAACUGAAAACUUUACAAAAGCUGUUGGCUUAGAUCGUAAGUUACAAAAUAAUGCAAAAUUAGAACAAUGUAGCCGAUCACAAUCCAGAAAUGGCAAAGAAAUAAAUGAAAUCGAAGAAAGACCAAAAUGUGAACUGAUAUGUGAAACGUUUCAUUAA
Molecule: messenger RNA, 362 nt
Organism: Didymodactylos carnosus
Lineage: Eukaryota; Metazoa; Rotifera; Eurotatoria; Philodinida; Philodinidae
Source: the annotation of a GenBank genome assembly